Messenger RNA from Rhinocladiella mackenziei CBS 650.93, 2082 nucleotides. RefSeq lists its product as uncharacterized. The record is from RefSeq and is a predicted model, not a curated record. The transcript has 2 exons. NCBI's taxonomy places the organism in Eukaryota, Fungi, Ascomycota, Eurotiomycetes, Chaetothyriales, Herpotrichiellaceae. The coding region runs from base 1 to 2082 and encodes 693 amino acids.
AUGCCGCGGCUAGCUGGUUUCUCGGAUAACCCCUUCAGGACCAGAGAAGAUGUUCGAGCAGCAGCUUUGGCCUUGCUGCAGAACCUCUGUAAAUAUCAGAGCCCUGGAUGUGCCCGGAUUCGAGUUCCUGUCUCGACUGGUGCCCACUUCGAUGAGACAGCCGCUCAACUAGAAGGUUAUGCUCGACCUCUCUGGGUCAUGGGAGCACUUCUCUCGGGUGAAGCUGAGAGUGAUGAACUCGCGCAAAGCCUCGCCGAAUCUUUCGUGCGAGGUCUGGCCAAUGGCACGAGUCCAGACCAUCCAGAAUACUGGGGCCCUGUAGUCGGUCGAGACCAGCGGAUGGUCGAAAUGGAAAUCGUCUCCUUUGCUCUCCUGUCAGCACCUCAUGCCUUCUUCCACAAGCAAACGCCCGAAGCAAAAGCGAACAUAACUUCAUGGCUGAAGACGAUCAUUGGCAAAGAUAUGCCCACUACCAACUGGCUAUGGUUUCGCGUCAUGACGAAUCUCGCACUGAUAAAAGUCUGUGGGCUGCCCCAGGAGCCCAUUCGUUCUUUAAUGAAUGAUGAUCUCGAUGCUUUGGACACAUUUUGCCUCCAGAACGGCUGGGCGAGUGACGGUCCUUGGAGUGAUCAAGGACGACAAGCAGACUAUUACUCGGGAAGCUUUGCCAUACAAUUUUCCCAACUGCUCUAUGCCAAAUUCGCAAAAGACAUUGAUCCGGAGAGAUGCAAAACGUAUCUAGAACGGGCUCGCAAUUUCGCCGGUGACUUUUGCCAUUAUUUCGACACGGCUGGUGCGGCAAUCCCCUUUGGUCGGAGUCUGACCUAUCGCUUCGCUUUGGCUGGCUUCUGGUCGGCGGCCGCAUACGCAGAGGUUGAGCUCCCUCAUCCACUGGACGACCCUGGCGUCGUCAAGGGGCUUCUCCUACGCCAUUUGAGGUGGUGGUCUUCGAAGUAUGACAUUUUCCACGUCGACGGAACAUUGAACAUUGGUUUCCUCUACCCUAACAUGUUCAUGUGCGAGGACUACAAUUCCCCGCAGUCUGUGUAUUGGUGUAUGAAGACCUUGUGUGUCUUGGGUCUCUCAAACGCGCAUCCAUUUUGGAGAUCGAGAGAACAGGCUUUGCCAUCGGCCGGCAUCUCCCUGGCGAAGGCAAUGACAUCUCCGAUGCAUAUCGUAUGCAACACCGGCUCUCACCACUUCCUGCUUUCAUCGGGCCAAUUCUGUCCCUGGCCACUGAAAGCCACGGAAGCCAAGUACGGGAAAUUUGCGUAUUCCUCACACUUUGGAUUCAGUGUGCCAACUGGUCCGCUCGUACAACAGAUGGCUCCCGACAGCACUCUUGCUCUGAGCGCUGACGAGGGAGAUACGUGGAAAGUACGCUGGGUCCCCCUAGGGACCCGGUUUGGUACCGCGACGCUGGUAACCGGCGGCAAAACAGAAAAUGUUCCAGUGCUGAUAAGUUCCUGGAAGCCGUGGCGUUUAUUGGACGUGAUGGUUUCCACGGCAUUAAUUCCCCCCUCGGAUCAGUGGCCGCACUGGCACAUCAGAGUGCAUCAAAUCUCCACUGGGUCAGCAAAUACUCGUCCUGACGUUAUGUCUGUGGAAGGUGGGUUCGCGAUCUACGGGCGACAGAUGUCAGAUGGCCUGCCCAUACGGCCGAUGACCAUGGCAGACUUUGCUCGUUCAGAAGGACCGAGGGGGCCCUUGGAGGCGAUAUUCACCGACUCCGAUGGGUGCCUCGUCUGUUCGGCAGACGGUGCAAGCGGUAUUCGGAAGCUACAACCCAUAAGGACCGGGUCAUAUUCAAGGGCAUUGUUGUGCCAGUUAGAUGGGUUCCUCCUGAAGCCUGAUGCGAACACUAAUUUAAUGCGCCAACGCACGGUGAUUCCGACGCUCAAGGGUGUUAUAUCCUCCGACACAUAUGGGGAGGCGAGGAACUAUCUUAUGGCCGUUGGCGUGUUCGCCAUGGCAGAUCAGAGCGGCAACAUAAUUGAGAAAUGGAAUGCUCCUCCUGAUAUAUGCCUCGGCGAUGACAAAGAAUGUGGUGUUGAGGCUCAUAUAAAGCUCGACGGCUGGUGA